AUGGCCUCUGCCGAAGAAGAGCGACAGGCCGCCGCGCCGCAAGGCGACUCGGGCAGCGCCAUCUACUCCCCGAUAAUGCUGUCCGUCUACGAUGCCAUGGUUCUCGGCGUCUCCAACAGGUACAUCUGGCGCUGUUCAACCGACAAGGUGCUCCUCCCACUCUUCGAGUCUGCCAUGAGCGAGCGCCACCUCGACAUUGGCGUCGGCACCGGCUACUUCCCGGCCGCAGUCAUUUCCCACCCCAGCUCCGCGACAAAGUGCAAGCGCCUCACCCUUGUCGACCUCAACCCUACGGCCCUGGAGACGGCGCGCCGUAGGGUCCUCCGCGCCGCCAAGCUGGCAUCAUCUCCCGUGCACGUGUCCGCCGUGCUCGCCAACGCGACCAAGCCGCUGCCCCUGCCAACCCCCUCCAACAGCGACAACGGCGGCAACAACAACGGCAACGGCGGCAGCAGUGGCGGCAAGUUCACCUCGGCGAGCAUCUUCUACCUCCUGCACUGCAUCCCCCUGCCACCCGGGACCAAGGCCACGCUCGUCCUCGACGCUGUGCGCGCGCACCUCGCCCCCGAUGCAACUCUCGUCGGGGCCACGAUCCUGGGCCGCGGACGGGAGGCGCAGCGCGGGUGGCUUGCGCGGGCCUGCCUCGCGGCGUACAAUUGGCGCGGGAUAUUCACCAACGCGGACGACGACGCGGAGGUGUUUGAGCGGGCGCUGCGGAGGGCGUUCGUGCACGUCGAGGUGUGGUUCGUGGGCGUGGUGAUGCUGUUUCGCGCGAGGGGCCCGAGGGAAGGGCCGUUGGCGGCGCUGGACGAGGAGCGAGAGGAGACGCGAGGUGGAGGAAGUAGCUGA
Messenger RNA from Purpureocillium lilacinum, 849 nucleotides. RefSeq lists its product as uncharacterized. Lineage: Eukaryota; Fungi; Ascomycota; Sordariomycetes; Hypocreales; Ophiocordycipitaceae. The record is from RefSeq and is a predicted model, not a curated record.